Sesamum indicum (sesame) is the source of this 1281-nucleotide messenger RNA. RefSeq names its product delta(7)-sterol-C5(6)-desaturase. The record is from RefSeq and is a predicted model, not a curated record. NCBI's taxonomy places the organism in Eukaryota, Viridiplantae, Streptophyta, Magnoliopsida, Lamiales, Pedaliaceae. Gene Ontology annotation, molecular function: oxidoreductase activity; iron ion binding. Gene Ontology annotation, biological process: lipid biosynthetic process.
AUUCGAGUACAGGACAGCAUAUGACACACCCACUCGGCCCGUGAGUUGACGACCUGAUAUUCUUGACGGUCCUUUCCAGAUUGUCACUCUCUCUUGUCCCCGCCGUGAGCUGCGGCAGGCACCGGACGCCGCUGGAACCAUAAAUCUGUCACGUCGCGAUGGAAGAUUACUUGAAGUCAUUCGUGGAGGAAACAUCGGGGUACAACGACAUUGUCCUGGGUUCGUUGUUGCCGGAUAAGUGGUGGGUCCCGCUCUCUCACUUCUACAGAGGGUGGCUUCGUAACUACAUUGCUGGGACAUUGCUCUAUCUGCUCUCCGGGAUCUUAUGGUGUUUCUAUAUCUACCACUUGAAGCGCAACGUUUAUGUUCCUAAAGAUGCCAUUCCUUCAAGAAAGGCCAUGCUUUUGCAGAUAGGAGUUGCCAUGAAAGCUAUGCCCUGGUACUGUGCUCUUCCAACAGUCUCCGAAUACAUGAUUGAACAUGGAUGGACUAAAUGCUUUUCGAGGAUAAGUGAUGUUGGUUGGAUUGCCUACAUCGGCUAUCUCAUUGGAUAUCUUGUGAUUGUGGAGUUUGGGAUAUACUGGAUGCAUAGGGAGUUACAUGACAUAAAACCUCUCUAUAAGUAUCUUCAUGCAACACAUCACAUCUAUAACAAGCAAAAUACACUGUCCCCUUUUGCUGGUCUGGCAUUCCAUCCAGUGGAUGGUAUACUGCAGGCGAUACCCCACGUUAUAGCUCUCUUCCUAGUGCCAAUGCAUUUCAGCACGCACAUAGCCCUUCUCUUUAUAGAGGCCAUAUGGACAGCAAACAUUCACGACUGCAUACACGGGAAACUAUGGCCUGUAAUGGGUGCUGGAUACCAUACCAUUCACCACACCACGUACCGCCACAAUUACGGACACUACACAAUAUGGAUGGACUGGAUGUUUGGAACUCUUCGUGAUCCAGUGGAAGAUGAGGCCAAGAAGAUAUAACGUACGCUCACAUCAAAAUAAGUCCUAUAGUCUUCUGCUCUCUUUUGGUGGUUCGUUUGGUUUUUUCCUGUCAUGUGUGUGCUUAAUGUACAUGAUCUUGGUCGGUAGUUGAUGUUUCUGAUCUAGUAUUUGUUAGACAAGGGGAAUAAGAAAAAACAGAUUUACCAGUUCCCUGGGACUGUUUCUCUGCAUGUACUUUGCUUGAUCACUUUCAGAUUCUUAUGUUAGUAGGAAAUUUGAUGUUUCGGACGUGAUUUUAACUAAUGGAACGAUAUCAUGUCUGUAUAAGUGCUCGUUUGAUGGAAAA